AAACAACCCAGCAUGUGAGCUGACUGCGUACAGCCUACAGCCUCAGGUGACCGUGAAGAACGUUCUCAGCUCUGCAAGGCGUUUCUGCAAGGCGCCUGAAUUGCACUGGUAGAGCAGAGAUCUAAAAGUGGGAGAUGAUACGGAGAAAAGGCGAGCAUCGUCGCAACAGCUUGAAGGCAUGACCAGCUGAAUGCUAGUGCUGUGAUUCUGAGCUAAAGAAGCAACCAUUGGUACUUGUAUCUCAACAGCUUUGUAGUAUCUGAAAUGAGCGGUCCAAAGCAGAAGAAGGUGCUAGCGUCUCUGCCCGGGGCGGGCCCAGAACCCAUCUUUGAGAGUGCGCGCUUCCAAUCGAGAUUUAGGGUUUUCACCAUUCUUUUCACCAUAGGGGCCACUUGUGCGCUGGUGACGUCAGACUUUGGGGACAGGGACCAUGUAUUCAGUGGGGUCAAGCGCUUGAUCGGACAGGGCCUGGACCGCUUGUUCCAGUUGGACGAGAAAGAUCUAGAGGAGGUACAUAGGCGUGCAGCAGAAAAGCGGGCGCGUGGCGGGCAGCUCUGAGUGGCAUCUGUGUGGCUCUGAGUGGGUCCCGAACACUGCUGCAACUUCCGACGCCCAGCUGCUGUCACAAAGGGGCACUUGGGGCACGGCAUUCGAAAGAUUAGCAACAACAAAACGUUGACAGCAGAAAGAGUCUGACUGCCGGAUUUCUCAAGCUGAGGGCUCAUGCGCAAAGCCGCAAGGCUGGACACCUGUCACCUUAGUAAGCAUGAGAUCCUGACGAUGGACUAGUUCCCGGAGGUCAGACAGCUGUCAAAGACUGGGAUCAGCCAGGAGGCUUCGUGAUGGGCACGGUAGAGCUGUGCCGACUCAGAGUCGGCUCACUCUCGGGUCUCGGUGCUGAGGCCGAAUGUUUGGCGGUCAAUCAAAAAGAAUCCAUCCCUGGGGGGCUUAGAUGUAGCAGUAAGAGUAACUCCAGUUUUGUAAAAGCUUCUAGCGGACUGAGGGCAGCUUUGUUCGACAAGCAAACAGCGCAAAGGACAAGGUGUCUUUGCGAAAAACAUCGAGGAGCUCCCCUUGGAUUAACAAACUGGGCCUACCUGGCCGCAGCUGGUGUUCAGGUUUGUCGAUUCUCAAGGGGAAUAGUAAGCAGCACUGGUUCUUACAGCAGUGGUCCUCGUCUAAGAUCAGCGCUGAGAGUCUCAGCUCCAGAGAGUCCAGCAAGCACUGUAGAGAUUGUCCCCAAUGAUAAAACCAUACCAGCAAGCAGCAUAGAACUGCGACAAGAGGAUGAGAAGAUACAGAGGCUUCGAGAGUGGCUCCUGCAACUAGGAUGGGACGAUUGCGGGCUCGCUGUUUUCGGGGGAGGCGUGGGAGGCUAUGCUGCGUAUGCGAAAGAGGAAGGCGUCGAAGAGGGAGACGAGAUUGUGAGAGUGCCGGAACCGGCGCUCAUGACUGUAGAGACCGCCGCGCGCUGCCCCCUUCUCGGGCCCCUCAUUCUCGCCCACGGCCUCACCCCCUGGCAAGCGCUCUCCGCGCACCUCCUUUGCGAACGCGCAUGCGGGGACAGCUUUUGGGCGCCGUACGUUUCUGCGCUCCCGUCCGAAUCGGACAUGGAGUGGGCGCACCCGCUGCUUUGGGCGACCGAGGAGAGGCGUGAGUGGCUAGAGGGGUCGCCGACGCUCGGGGUGCUGGAAAACAGGCUCGAGCAGUGCAGGUCAGACUGGGAGGCGCUGGAACAGGCCGGUGUGUCCGCAGCCCUUGCGGACGAGUUCGGACGGGACGUCGUGACGGAAGCGUCCGUCCGGUGGGCGGCCGCGAUCCUUCUCAGCCGGUCCUUUUCGCUAGACUUAGAUCUUGACAGGGACGGGCCAAGGCUCGCGCUCGUCCCGUGGGCCGAUCUCCUCAACCACAGCAGCGAAGCGACCGGGGCCUCGUGCCUGGUGUUCGACGACGAGACACGUGUCGCCACCCUGAGGGCCCACACCGACUACUCCGCCGGUCAGCAGGUCUUCGAUUCUUACGGCCCGGGACUCUCCCCCGGGCAGUUGUUUCUUGACUACGGGUUUGUCGACUGGGAGAAUGUACCGGUUCUUGUGGAAUUGCCGGCGUCAGUUCUCGGGAAGGUGAAGGGGAAGGCGAACCGGUCGCUGCUGCGAAGAGUGGGGCUUCCACAAGAGAGCACGCUUUUUACCCUCUCCCCCUCCGGUCUCGACGACACUCUGCUCGCGUGGACGCGCGCGGCAGUGGCGACGCCGGCCGAGCUCGCGGCUGCCGGAUGGACGCCCAAGAACUGCGGCCCUAGAGCCGCAGCGCGCGCGCUCGCGAGCUUCGCGGAGCCAGUCGGGAGGCGGAACGAGCUGCAGGCACUGUUAUUGCUGAUUCGGGCGUGUGACGAGCAGCUGAAAGGGUACCCGACCGAUCCACCGGGGUCGGACAACGGUCAACGUGAUACGGACGUUUCGGACAGCAGUCCUCGUCUGGUUGCCAAGAGGACAGCAGAGCAAUUGCAGGCCUUGGAGCAGAGGGCGAUUACCGGAGCGAGAAAGUGGUUAUUACGGCAGUUGCGAGUGGCGAAGAAAGAGCCCGAAAGCGAGAGUGAAGUUGAGUAGACUCGAUUGAGACGACCAUUGGGUCUUGAGUGUGGAACGGAAGCGAUGACUUUCGCCGUGAAAAGACCUGACAUGUGAUUCGGUGGGGGACAUUUGAGUCCUGUUGCUUCAGAAUUUGAAGUGUCGUGGGCCUCGGGUGCUAACAUAUGCACUGUACCUUCAUCCAAACCGAGGAUUGUCCAUACGCGUUGGAAGCCAUAUUUAUCAGUCUAUUUUG
Molecule: messenger RNA, 2826 nt
Organism: Klebsormidium nitens
Lineage: Eukaryota; Viridiplantae; Streptophyta; Klebsormidiophyceae; Klebsormidiales; Klebsormidiaceae
Source: the annotation of a GenBank genome assembly